This is a messenger RNA of Trichomycterus rosablanca, 7655 nucleotides long. It is a transcript of the gene smarca2, whose product is annotated as SWI/SNF related, matrix associated, actin dependent regulator of chromatin, subfamily a, member 2. Gene Ontology annotation, biological process: positive regulation of transcription by RNA polymerase II. Gene Ontology annotation, molecular function: ATP binding; histone binding; ATP-dependent chromatin remodeler activity. The record is from RefSeq and is a predicted model, not a curated record. Gene Ontology annotation, cellular component: nucleus. NCBI's taxonomy places the organism in Eukaryota, Metazoa, Chordata, Actinopteri, Siluriformes, Trichomycteridae. The coding region runs from base 89 to 4789 and encodes 1566 amino acids. The transcript has 34 exons.
ACAAACAGAAGGGAGCAGUCCUAUUUUGAGCCUAAAAUAAUGCGCUAGUUUCUGUUUUUGUUAUUUUUUGACUCUUAAAAGCUGAAAGAUGUCAACCCCAAUUGAUCCAUCAGUUGGAAUGUCUCAUCCUGGUCUCUCCCCUGGUGCUGGCCUCUCUCCGGGGCCCAUCUUAGGCCCUAGUCCUGGGCCUGGCCCUUCUCCUGGCCCAAGCCCAGGACCCCCCAGCGUGCCACAUGGAAUUCAGAGUCAGGGGUCAGGAGACUACCCUCAGGAGAGCAUGCAUCCUAUGCAUAAGCCUAUGGAGGGAAUGCAUGAGAAAAGCAUGGGAGAGGACAUGCACUAUGGCCAAAUGAAAUCUCUGGCUAUGAGACCGCACAGUGGCAUGGGUCCCCCGCAGAGUCCAAUGGAUCAGCACAGUCAAGGUUACAUGUCACCGCAUCCUUCUCCAAUGGGACCUGUUCCUGAACACGUUUCCAGCCCCAUGUCAGGAAGUGGUCCAACCCCACCCCAGAUGUCCCAGGCUCAGACAAGUCCCAUGAUGUCGAUGGAUCCUCAGGCGAUGGGGCAACAGGGUCGUGGUCACUCUGCCUUUAGCCCAAUCCAGCUACAGCAGCUCCGUGCUCAGAUCCUUGCAUACAAGAUCCUGGGACGUGGACAGCCUCUUCCAGAGAACCUGCAGCUGGCUGUCCAGGGCAAGAGAAGCCUUCCUACGAUGCAGCAGCAGCCUGUUAACACCGGCCCUUACAGCAGGCCUGCAGGUAUGUCGAUGCCCCAUGGAAGUCCUACAGCUGGCCCAUGUCCCACACCCACCAUGCAGAUACACGCUCCAAGCUCAGCGCCGAAACCAUGGGCAGAGGGUCAAGGUGGUGAGGUUCCCAGCGGUACCCAGAAGCUCCCUGUACCAGCCCCUAGUGGCAGGCCUUCCCCUGCUCCUGUUCAGGCUCCCACUGCAGCCCAGGCCAUCCCAAGUACCUCUCUAACAUUGCAGUCAUUGCCUCAACCCCAACAGUCUCAGCAACAGCAGGGCCCCGGGCAGCCUUCACUUAUUUUUCAGAUGCAGCAAAAACAAAACCGCAUAACACCGAUCCAGAAACCGCAAGGUCUGGACCCAGUGGAGCUUCUACAGGAACGAGAGUACAGGUUGCAAGCCAGGGUCGCUCAUAGAAUUCAAGAGCUGGAGAAUUUGCCUGGUUCUUUACCUCAUGAUCUAAGAACCAAAGCAACAGUGGAACUGAAAGCUUUGAGAUUACUUAACUUUCAGCGCCAGUUACGCCAGGAUGUGGUAGCAUGUAUGCGCAGAGACACCAGUUUGGAGACUGCGCUGAACUCCAAGGCCUAUAAGCGCAGUAAGAGGCAGACACUGAGAGAGGCUCGCAUGACUGAGAAACUGGAGAAACAGCAGAAGAUCGAGCAGGAGAGAAAGCGCAGACAGAAACAUCAGGAAUACCUUAACAGCAUUCUCCAACAUGCUAAGGACUUCAAGGAAUACCACAGAUCUAUCUCUGGAAAGAUUCAGAAACUGUCCAAGGCAGUGGCCACCUGGCAUACCAACACGGAGAGGGAGCAGAAGAAGGAAACUGAGAGAAUUGAGAAAGAGAGAAUGAGGAGACUGAUGGCUGAGGAUGAGGAGGGCUACAGAAAGCUGAUUGACCAGAAGAAGGAUAAGCGUCUAGCCUACCUGCUUCAGCAGACUGAUGAGUAUGUGGCCAACCUCACUACCUUAGUGUACGAGCACAAGGCUGCCCAGGCAGCCAAAGAGAAAAAGAAAAAGAGAAAGAAGAAAAAGAAGGAGGAUGGAGAAAAUGAGGGGAUUGCUGCAAUUGGACCUGAUGGCGAGCCUAUCGAUGAAAGCAGUCAGAUGAGUGAACUUCCAGUCAAAGUCAUUCAGACAGAGACCGGGAAAGUGCUACAGGGCACAGAUGCCCCCAAGUCCAGCCAGCUGGAGGCCUGGCUUGAAAUGAACCCUGGUUAUGAAGUGGCCCCAAGAUCAGACAGUGAAGAAAGUGGUUCAGAUUUUGAAGAAGAGGAUGAAGAUGAGGGCACCCGGGCUGAAUCAGAGGAAAAGAAAAUUACAGAUCCCAACAGUGAUGAAGUGUGUGAAAAAGCCGCCAAACACAUCAUAGAGUCUGCCAAACAGGAUGUGGAUGAUGAGUACAGCGUUCCGACAGGAGAGACCAGUUCACAGUCCUACUAUGGUGUAGCGCAUGCAGUCAUUGAGAGAGUAGAAAAGCAGUCACCUUUGCUGGUGAACGGCUUACUAAAACAUUACCAGAUCCAGGGACUGGAAUGGAUGGUAUCCCUGUACAACAACAACCUUAAUGGCAUCCUAGCGGACGAGAUGGGGCUAGGGAAGACCAUCCAGACCAUCGCCCUCAUCACAUAUCUCAUGGAAAACAAAAGGCUUAAUGGUCCAUAUCUGAUUAUUGUGCCACUGUCAACAUUGUCCAACUGGGUCUAUGAACUUGACAAGUGGGCUCCAUCUAUUGUGAAAAUUUCUUACAAGGGCACACCCUCUUUGCGGAGGUCACUGGUGCCACAGCUUCGCAGUGGAAAAUUCAACGUGCUCAUCACCACAUACGAGUACAUCAUCAAGGACAAGCACAUUCUAGCCAAGAUUCGUUGGAAGUACAUGAUUGUGGAUGAAGGCCAUCGCAUGAAGAACCACCACUGCAAGCUCACCCAGGUGUUAAACACACAUUAUGUGGCCCCACGCAGGCUUCUUCUCACCGGAACACCUUUACAAAACAAACUGCCCGAGCUCUGGGCUCUGCUCAACUUUCUCCUGCCCACUAUCUUCAAGAGCUGCAGCACCUUUGAGCAGUGGUUUAACGCUCCAUUCGCCAUGACUGGAGAAAGGGUGGAUCUGAACGAAGAGGAAACCAUUCUGAUCAUCCGCAGACUUCACAAAGUGCUCCGCCCUUUCUUGCUGCGUAGACUGAAAAAGGAAGUGGAGUCUCAGUUGCCAGAGAAGGUGGAGUACGUGAUCAAAUGUGACAUGUCUGCCAUCCAGAAAGUUCUCUACAGGCACAUGCAAGCCAAAGGAAUCCUGCUUACCGAUGGCUCAGAGAAAGACAAGAAGGGUAAAGGAGGAGCGAAGACCCUGAUGAACACCAUCAUGCAGCUGAAGAAGAUUUGCAACCACCCUUACAUGUUUCAGCACAUUGAGGAAUCUUUUGCUGAGCAUUUAGGCUACCCAAAUGGCAUCAUCACCGGCCAUGAGCUGUAUCGAGCUUCAGGAAAAUUUGAGCUGUUGGAUAGGAUCCUGCCUAAGCUUCAGGCCACCAGUCAUCGUGUUCUGCUUUUCUGUCAGAUGACAUCUUUAAUGACUAUCAUGGAAGAUUACUUCUCCUACCGGAACUUCCUGUACCUACGGCUAGAUGGGACAACAAAGGCUGAUGACCGUGCCACUCUGCUGAAGAAGUUUAAUGAGGAAGGCUCGCAGUAUUUCAUCUUCCUGCUGAGCACCAGAGCAGGGGGCCUGGGUCUCAAUCUGCAAGCUGCCGACACUGUUGUUAUUUUCGACAGCGACUGGAAUCCCCAUCAGGAUUUACAGGCUCAGGAUCGUGCUCACCGAAUCGGACAGCAGAACGAGGUGCGUGUUCUGCGUCUCUGCACCGUCAAUAGUGUGGAGGAGAAGAUCCUUGCUGCUGCCAAAUACAAACUUAAUGUUGAUCAGAAGGUCAUCCAGGCAGGAAUGUUUGACCAGAAGUCUUCUGGCCAUGAGCGCCGGGUUUUUCUGCAGGCCAUCCUGGAACAUGAGGAGCAGAAUGAGGAGGAAGAUGAAGUUCCAGACGAUGAAACGCUAAAUCAAAUGAUUGCCCGCCAGGAGGAGGAAUUUGAACUUUUCAUGCGCAUGGACUUGGAUAGGCGUAGAGAGGACGCACGAAACCCCAAACGCAAACCUCGUCUGCUGGAGGAGGAUGAGCUGCCAUCCUGGAUCAUUAAAGAUGAUGCCGAAGUGGAGCGGCUCACUUGUGAGGACGAGAAGGAGAAGAUGUUUCCACGUGGGUCACGCCUCCGCAGAGAUGUCGAUUACAGCGACGCCUUGACAGAAAAACAAUGGCUGCGAGCUGUUGAAGAUGGCAACCUGGAGGAGAUUGAAGAAGAAAUACGAUUGAAAAAACGCAAGCGAAGGAGACACACAGACAAAAGUCGACACGACGAUGGGGAUAAGGCCAAGAAGAAAAGAGGACGUCCUCCAGCUGAGAAGCUCUCUCCUAAUCCUCCCAAACUCACCAAACAGAUGAACGCUAUAAUUGAUACAGUCAUUAAUUACAAAGACGGAUCAGGUCGCCAACUGAGCGAGGUGUUUGUACAGCUGCCCUCCAGAAAAGAACUGCCAGAGUACUAUGAACUGAUAAGGAAACCAGUGGAUUUCAAGAAAAUCAAGGAAAGAGUGCGCAACCAUAAAUACAGGAGCCUGGGUGAUUUAGAAAAAGACGUAAUGCUCCUUUGUUACAAUGCUCAAACCUUCAACCUGGAGGGAUCACAGAUCUAUGAGGACUCUAUUGUACUGCAGUCUGUGUUUAGGAGUGCCAGGCAGAAAAUUGCCAAAGAGGAGAGUGAGGACGAGAGCAAUGAUGAUGACGAUGAUGAUGAGGAGUCAGAGCCUGAGUCAAAGUCAGUGAAAGUAAAGAUUAAGCUGGGUAAACAUGAUGAACGUGGCCAAGACAGAAACAGAAAGCGCCCCAUCCGGGCCAAAGCCAAGCCUGUAGUCAGUGACGACGACAGCGAUGAGGAGCAGGAGGAGAACGGGCAGUCCGAGGGCAGCCACACUGAUGACGAGUGAUCAAGGGCUGAUCUCUUCUGGAGGUUUUUUUCAUCCUUUGCCAGCAUUUCUUCCCUUCCCACCUGAUGAGGCGAGUUGUCUUCAGUGGGUGAAGAAAAAGUUUUUCAUCAUGGCUUCUUCUCGGACCAUUUGGCUAAUGCAGAAGAUACACACAUUUUUGUGCAGAUAGCUGUUUCAUUCAUCUGUCAGCGUGGCUUCACUACACACAGCGUGUUGACUGAACCAGUGAUGCGUGCUUGUAGGCAUUUACCAUUAUGCAAUAUUUUACAUUAUUCAUCGGCACAGAAGUCCACAUUUUAUCAUAGGCAACAAUGUAUGCUUGGGUUAAGAGAAGAAAAAUUAUGCUCAAGCUCGUUAUUCAUGAAUACAGGAUGAAAUAUUUUUACUUUUCGUAACACAGAUGAACAAAACAUUAGAUCUAUAUUGAUAUACUCCCCACUUAAUCCCCUGAGGAGAGACAAAUAAUGUGAAAUGCAAAAAAAAACAGUAUUCAUUCCCUCUAAACGGUAUUUGUCUCUGAUUAGACACAUCCAAACUUGACAUUUUCAGACCAGUUUAAAAAAAUGGGAGAACGUCGAGCGAGUUAAUCAAACUCACUAACUCAUUUUCUAAUUUUCUUGACAAAUCCCAUUAUUAUGGUAGUGACUGUCCACAAAUCAGAAUAAAGUCCCAAGAGUUGAUAAAACUAGUCAAGUGUCUAAUCAUAGUGAAGCACAGAUGGAAAGAAAAAUACAACUGGGCAGCAGGAUAACCACUAAGCCACCACUACCAACAUGAGUGAGCAUAUUGAAAGACAGAUUAACUCAUGAGUUAAUGAGUCAAAACAUGAGUUAUUUCCAGGCCAGGGUGUUUGCAGUGAAGAAUAAAAUUUGCUAAAUGUUUGCUAAACUCCAAUAAAUGUUGCUAUGCAUUGUGUUAAUAAAUACAGUUCAUACUGUAAAAUGUGGUCGUAGCAUCAUGCUAUUAUGUAUGGUCAGGAUUGAUUGGAAAAUACACUGAUCAGCCAUAACAUUAAAACCACCUCCUUGUUUCUACACUCACUGUCCAUUUUAUCAGCUUCACUUACCAUAUAGAAGCACUUUGUAGUUCUUCACAUACUAUUUUAGCCUGCUCUCACCUUGUUCUUCAGUGGUCAGGACCACCACAGAGCAGGUAUUAUUUAGGUGGUGGGUCAUUCUCAGCACUGCAGUGACAUUGACAUGGUGGUGGUGUGUUAGUGUGUGUUGUGCUGAUAUGAGUGGAUCAGACACAACAGUGCUGCUGGAGUUUUUAAAUACACUGCUGGAGUUUUUAAAUACCGUGUCCACUCUCUGUCCACUCUAUUAAACACUCCUACCUAGUUGGUCCACCUUGUAGAUGUAAAGUCAGAGACGAUCUCUCAUCUAUUGCUGCUGUUUGAGCUGGUCAUCUUCUAGACCUUCAUCAGUGGUCACAGGACGCUGCCCACAGGGCACUGUUGGCUGGAUGUUUCUGGUUGGUGGACUAUUCACAGUCCAGCAGUGACAGUGAGGUGUUUAAAAACUCCAUCAGCGCUCAUACCAGCACAACACACACUAACACACCACCACCAUGUCACUGCAGUGCUGAGAAUGACCCACCACCCAAAUAAUACCUGCUCUGUAGUGGUCCUGGGAGAGUCCUGACCCUUGAAGAACAGCAUGAAAGGGGGCUAACAAAGCAUGCAGAGAAACAGAUGGACUACAGUCAGUAAUUGUAGAACUACAAAGUGCUUCUAUAUGGUAAGUGGAGCUGAUAAAAUGGACAGUGAGUGUAGAGAUGGUUUAAAUGUUAUUGCUGAUCGGUGUAAAUAAUGUGCCAAAUUUAAUGAAUUUAGCAAAGAGGAAAGUGCUGAAUUAUUUUUGAUGAAUUCAGAAGAUUGGAGUAGCUACCAAAGCUGGUGUGACCAAGUUCUUAACAAAGGAAUGAAUACUUCCCAAUUAACUGUUAACAUUUAUUUUUUAUCAUUUCAUCUUUACUUAGAAAAGAGGGUCAAACAAAUGAAGGACAUUUUUGGUAGAUUUCAUUUUUUUAACACACUGUACUUUAAACAGGACAAUCAGGAGAAUUUUUAAACAUGAAUAGAAUAUGAUAUCAAUUAGGCCCACUGAUGCACUAAAUGGUCAAACGUAUGUGGACAUCUCUUCUUAUAGAGGAGAAUUAAAAUCCCUUCACUUUUGUGGUAACAGUCUGGAGUUGGUCUUUUCAUCUUUCAGCAUGGCUGUGCCCCAUUACACAAAGUGAGGUCCAUAAAGACUUGAUUUGAUGAGUUUGGUCUUUAGUUCCAGUGGAGCUCUUCUGAGCCCUGACCUCCAUCCUAUGAAACACAUUUGGUAUGAAUUGAAACAUUGAUACCAAGACAGACCUUUUUGUCCAGCAUCAGUGCCUGACCGCACUCACAUGGUGUUGACAGAAUCUCACAACACUGCAAGAUUUUGUGAAAAGCCAGGUAUCCACAUACAUUUGGCCACAUAGUGUAGAUUACUAGGUCAUGUAAAGUUCUUAUGAGGGUGUCUGGUACAGCUUGCCUUUAAUAUUAACCCCCACAGUAAAGAAUAAAUAUAUAUAUAUAUAUUAUUCCCUACUCACCUUCCGUACUUGUGCUUUUGUAUAGUGGCACAUAUUGAAUGCUUUGAUUUUUACUCUUUUUUUGCUUGCUUGCUCGUAAGCUGACGUUAAUCAGUAUUAGUGUGUGUUUCCUCUCUUCAGGUUUGUCCACUUAUUCCAGUUUAACUUUAAAAUCUCUUUUUUAAAUGUUUGCUCUGUGCUUGUCACUUUUCCUGACACGUUUUAAUCAUUGCUUUCUUUGCACAAUACCUUUGUGGUUGUAUCUUAUAGCCCAAAGCAAAUAAAUGUCAACAUUUUAAAA